This is a messenger RNA of Williopsis jadinii, 1048 nucleotides long. RefSeq lists its product as uncharacterized. The record is from RefSeq and is a predicted model, not a curated record. The transcript has a single exon. NCBI's taxonomy places the organism in Eukaryota, Fungi, Ascomycota, Saccharomycetes, Phaffomycetales, Wickerhamomycetaceae. The annotation marks the transcript as partial.
GUUGAGUCUGCUUCCUCUGGUGUUGAGUCAGCUACUUCCGGUGUUGAGUCAGCUUCCUCUGGUGUUGAGUCAGCUAUAUCCAGUUCUGAGUCCGCUACUUCCGGUGUUGAGUCCGCAACUUCCGGUGUUGAAUCAGUCUCCUCUGGUAUUGAAUCUACGACUACAUUAGCUGGUGAUGGCACGACCAGUACUACCGGUACUGCUUUUGCUUCAUCUAAGGAAACUUCAAUUUCAGGCACCUCCGCUUCAACGUCUAGCGAAACUUCUGCAUCAACCAGUUCUCAAUGUUCUAUCACUCCUCAGUGUACAGAUUUGGAUUUCACCUACCACUCGAAGAUUACUGAUUUCCCUCUAGCUGAUAUAGUGAUCUCCAAUGUUAAAUGGACUGGUGGGAACAAUUACGAUGUUACCAUAAAAUUCACAUCCUCUGAGAAGACAAUGUCAUUGAAUUCUCUGAGCGAGUUGAAGAUCAUUGGUAAUAUUCAGAAGGUUCUAUUUUCGAGAAACUCCAACAUCGCAUUGAUUUCCAACCCGGACAGCUGGGAGACAACUGUGUCGUUAACAUUGGUACCUGAUGCGGAUGGUAACGUGGUUACACCAUCUUUCCAAAUCCAGUACGACUGGUGUACUGCUGGUGUGACUGACCAGAGUGAAUGCGCUAGUUGGACUUAUGCGAGAUCUUAUGACUACAUGACUGGAUGUAAUGAUUACGAUGAGGAUUCGUCUACUUCCAAGACCGAUGCCCCAAGUUACGGAUGGCCAGCCGAAUGCUAUAAUUAUAACAACGGUGGCCGUGAAGAUGGUUCAACUAGUGCGGUAUCACAGGAUAUUACAACCACAGGUGCGGAGUCUACCAACAGUCAGAGUUCUACCAUUUUAUUAUCUCGCGAUCAUACAAGCAGUACCAGCCGUCCUGCUUCUACUGUUACUUCCGGUGUUGAGUCAGCUACUUCUGGUACUGAGUCCGCUUCCUCUGGUGCCGAAUCAGUUUCCUCUGGUAUUGAAUCUACGACUACAUUAGCUGGUGAUGGCACAACCAGUACCACUG